AUGUUCGACGACUACACCUCGCCCGACAAGGACGGCAACCUUUUGUCUGUCAUUCUGGGCGUUGUUGUCACGUUGUCAACGCUGUUCACUGCGCUGCUGUUGACGCUGCCCAGUCAGUAUGAUCCGUACAAGGAUAAGCCGCUUCGGUUUGUGGGCGAGGAUGGAAAGGAGAUCAAAAUGAAGAUGAAAGAUGGGAAAGAGCCGAUGCAGUGGAAGCAGGGCCGCUCGGUACAGGUGGUGGUAUUGGGAGACAUCGGACGGUCGCCACGCAUGCAAUACCACGCUCUCAGCAUCGCCAAACAUGGUGGGAAAGUGUUUCUCAUCGGCUAUCAAGAGUCCGACAUUCUUCCUGAGAUCGUCUCAAAUCCUCUAAUUGAGAUCAUUCCACUGUCACCAGCGCCAAGCCUUCUGCGUUCGAGCAGCAAACUUCUCUUUCCAAUUCUGGCACCUCUCAAAGUCCUUUGGCAGAUAUGGUCGUUGUAUCGCGCGCUUAGUUACCGCUCUAAGCCCGCAAGAUGGACACUCGUGCAAAACCCACCUUCGAUACCAACUCUUGCUGUAGCAAGCCUGGUAUGCUUCUUGCGACGUACUCAUCUAGUCAUCGACUGGCAUAACUUCGGGUACACCAUUCUGGCUAUGAAACUUGGCGACAACCACCCUCUUGUGAAGAUCUCUGAGAAGUACGAGAAGAUCUUUGCAAAGGCGGCAUCGCAUCAUUUCACGGUGACUAACGCGAUGGCCCGCGUGCUCAAAAACGACUACGGCGUCACAGCAGAAGCACUGCACGAUCGCCCAGCAUCUAUCUUCCAGCCGAUUGAACAACGAGAUCGGGAGAAGUUUCUCGCACGACUACCGGAAACAGCAGAGUACGCCUCAGAUCUUUCUGCGACUUCGAAGACGCCAUGGAAACUCAUUGUCAGCGCCACGUCCUGGACUGCCGACGAGGACUUCUCGCUUCUCCUCGACGCUCUCGUAGCUUAUUCUGCAGAGUGUACAUCUAAGACCUAUCUGCCAAAGAUUCUUGCUAUUAUCACUGGAAAAGGCCCUCAGAAGGAGUAUUACCUUUCGAAGAUCAGGGAGCUCAAUCAGCAGAAGAAGCUCUUGAACGUCGUUAUCAAAACAGCAUGGCUCACACAUUCCGAUUACGCGCUUCUACUCGCGUCCGCUGAUCUAGGAGUCUCUCUGCACACAUCAUCUUCCGGUGUCGACCUGCCAAUGAAAGUGGUCGACAUGUUUGGUGCAGGCCUACCAGUUGUGGGCUGGGGAAAGUUCGAAGCCUGGCCUGAGCUCGUCAAGCAGGGUGUAAAUGGACUUGGCUUCCAAAGCUCUGAAGAGCUCGCCUUACAUCUGGCUACUUUCUUCGGCAACGAUACAAGGCUGAGAGAGACGCUGAAGGAGGGCGCACUCAAGGAGAGCGAACAUCGGUGGGAUGAAGAAUGGAAUGGUGUAGGCGGGAAGCUGUUCAAGCUCACAUAA
Messenger RNA from Alternaria ventricosa, 1476 nucleotides. RefSeq lists its product as uncharacterized. The coding region runs from base 1 to 1476 and encodes 491 amino acids. Lineage: Eukaryota; Fungi; Ascomycota; Dothideomycetes; Pleosporales; Pleosporaceae. The record is from RefSeq and is a predicted model, not a curated record. Gene Ontology annotation, molecular function: mannosyltransferase activity. Gene Ontology annotation, cellular component: endoplasmic reticulum. The transcript is spliced from 2 exons.